GUUUUUGUUGUUUUCAGAGCGCAUAUAUAUAUAUAUGAUUACAAUCGCAUAUGAUGCAAGGAAAUAUGAAAUGCGUUAGUUAGAAUGUACAUCGGUCUUCGGCGGUCAUCAUCAUCAUCAAUCCCGCGAAACGCCGCAGAAAACUCUUUGAAGACUCGCAUGAUGACGAUGGUGGCGGCAACCACCGGCAGCAGCCGCAGAAGAAGCAGCAGCAAUAAUAAUAAGCAGCACGCAAAUAACGAGGAUCAUCAUGCACCUCAUACAGCACCGGCACCAUCGUCAUCGCUUGCUGCUGCGGCUAGUGGUCGUGCUGCUCAACAUGCUCUGGGUCAUCUUCCCGAGAAAAAUGAUGAGAGAAAUCGGCACCGAAACUCCUCGUCGUCGUCCUUGCUGUUGGCGGCGACUCAUGACGACGAGUGCUGUCGAAACGAAAAUAAUGGGGAGGAUGAGGUGAUGAUGACCUGCAUGAUGAGCAGACCAAAUAUGAAUGAGAAUCACCAGCAGCAGCCGCCUGAUGAUGAUGAUGAUGAUGAUGAUGCUGAUGAUGUGAUGCCCGUGAUAAUGCCUGCUGUUGCUGCUGCUGCUGCUGCUGCUUUAAGACCAGGACGAUGCAGCUCGUCGUCGUCUCAUCUGACGAUCGUCCGUCACAUCGACGACGACGACGACAACGAGUCAGGGUUUCGCGGCCGAUCCUCCGGCUCACCUUAUUGCAAGCAUGAGCAACAGGGACGAGGGCCCGAGGAGGACGAGGACGACGACGCCGAUGAUGAACUACGACCUGCUGCUGCUGCUGCUGCUGUUUUUCCCAUUACCACCAUCACCACCACCAGCAGCAGCAGCCCUAAUCAAAUCCAGCAGCAGGGUCAUCACUAUUACACCGAUUCAACGGCCAUGCCAACGACGACAACGACAACGACAACGACAACGACGACGACGACGACAACGACGACUGGAGUCAUCGAGCCCUACUACUGCGCCGUUUGUGGGGACAAGGCCACUGGGAAGCACUACGGCGCUGCGUCCUGCGACGGCUGCAAGGGCUUCUUCCGACGAUCCGUUCGCAAGAACCAAAAGUAUUCUUGUCGAUUCAAGAAGGUGUGCAUGAUUGACAAAGAACGAAGGAACCAAUGUCGACACUGCCGACUGACCAAGUGCCUCAGCACUGGCAUGAAAAGAGAAGCCGUGCAAAACGAAAGAGACCGAAUCAGCAGUAGUGCCGGUAACAACAAGAUGACGAGGAUGAUGAGCAGCACUUGUCCGAGAAUAAGCGACACGAGCAGCAGCAGAAAACCCCUUAUUGCAUCAUCAGCAGCCAAGGACAGCAGCACCACUGCCAUCACCAGCACCCUGUUUCUGCUGGACAUGUUGCUGCAAGCAGAGAGAACCUUGUUUCAGCUCGGCCCGUUCUUGGACGACGAAAACGUGCACGACAAGAGAUUGGCUCAAUUCUGCGACGUGACUGCGUCUGCUUCCCACCAACUGCACAAUCUCGUCACGUGGGCUCGGCAAAUCCCGUCCUUUUCGGAUCUCCCGCUUUCCGACAAGAUUUCCUUGCUGAAAGCGCAGUCCGGGGAGCACUUGUUGCUGGGCGUGGCGAGAAGAUCUUUGAAAAUGGAGGACGUUCUACUGCUGAGCAACGACACCAUCAUCGUGAGGAAUUCCGACGAACAACGUGACAUGAACGGGGUCGGAGACAGGAUCAUGGACGAGCUCGUUGACCCCAUCAAAGAGCUCUCGAUCGACGACGCAGAGUUCUCGUGUCUCAGGGCUUUCGUUUUCUUCGAUCCCUGUGAGUUGUUAUACACCUAG
This is a messenger RNA of Notodromas monacha, 1809 nucleotides long. NCBI's taxonomy places the organism in Eukaryota, Metazoa, Arthropoda, Ostracoda, Podocopida, Cyprididae. The record is from the annotation of a GenBank genome assembly.